AUGAUACCAGUUAAAAUCAGCGAGCAAAGUCCUAGGGUGAGCUUCUACGACGAGGUCGGGAAUAUACAGGGGCACAAAGAAGAGCUCGAGUUACUCCCUGAAAUCCGAGAACAAGCCCAGAUAAGAGAAGCAGCGUUGAAACAAAGGAUGACAAACAGAUACAACAAGAAGGUCAUUCGAAGAAGUUUCACCCCAGACGACUUGGUUUUGAUCAGAAAUGACAUUGGAGUCAAUAAAUCUGGGGAUGGAAAGCUUGCUGCCAAUUGGAAAGGACCAUACAAAAUUAGAGAGGUCUUUGGAAAAGGCUACUAUAAGGUGACCGACUUAAACGGCACCAAGCUACCUAGCUGUCCCAAAAUCUUUGAGAAAAAUGCACAAAAUGAUAAACCAGAAUCCGAAACCUCUGGACUAACAACAGUGACAUCAUCUACCGAAAGAAAAAGAUCUGUAAUAGGAAAUAUACAUGUGCUCUUCAACCCAAAUCGUGGAGACAUCAAACUUGGCCAGGUCAGACUUUUACUUGAUAAAGCUUACAAGUUAUCAGAAGAAUGGGGUAGUAUCCCUGUUAUUAUUGCUGGGGAUUUAAAUAGUCUUCCACAGAGUGCAAUAUAUGAAUUCCUGGCUUCUUCCAAACUAGACAUCCAAUUGCAUAAUCGUAAAAAUAUGUCCGGACAACUUGAAAUACAGUCCAAUAGCAGAGUUUUCAGAUCACAGAUUGGUUAUGAAGCUAGCAUUUCAAUAUCCCAUUCUAGGCAAUUUCUUCACGGAUGGACCAUGGAAGAACUAAACCUUGCAACUGGCACAAUUGGAGCCGCCAAUCUUCAGCAUCAUCUAAACCUCCGCAGUGCUUACAGUAGUGUUCCUGGAAACCAUGGUACAAGAGAUGAUAUUGGGGAGCCCUUGGCAACAUCAUACCACUCCAAGUUCAUGGGAACUGUUGAUUAUAUUUGGCAUUCGGAGGAACUCACUCCAGUAAGAGUUCUUGAAACCUUAACCAUUGAUAUUCUUAGAAGAACUGGACUCCCCAGCGAGUUAUUUCAUCAUAAAGAAGCAUAUCAUUAAGUAGGAUUGUGAAUUGCACCUGAUGAUUGGAAGUAAACAUCAUGUCACAAACGAGCUGCAAACCCUCCUCACCAGCUCCGAUGUUGCAUGCAAAUGCUUUCAGAUGCUUCAAGCAAUUUCUGCAUCGUGAAAGGGCUACGUAUGCACUGGUUGAGUUUCAGAGAGUAUUCUAAUUGAGGGCCUCAUCACCCUUUUUUAGCUAUGAUUGUAGAACUCCAAUUCAAUACAAAUUAUGGCAUAAUGUUUAAACCUUCCUACAUUGCAACUCCUUGAUAUUAUGUUAAAAACAUCAGUCUUGUUAAGUCACAUCAUUCUUGUAAUUUUUUUUCUUUUGUUUGCUCAAGUUUCAUGGAACGGCCUAUAACACUACUUUG
Molecule: messenger RNA, 1436 nt
Organism: Arachis stenosperma
Lineage: Eukaryota; Viridiplantae; Streptophyta; Magnoliopsida; Fabales; Fabaceae
Product: carbon catabolite repressor protein 4 homolog 5-like
Exons: 11
Coding region: 1-1062 (353 amino acids)
Molecular function (GO): 3'-5'-RNA exonuclease activity
Source: RefSeq, a predicted model, not a curated record